AUGAUGGAAGAAUAUCUACCUAUUAAUGUACGUUUGGCAGUAAAUAGAGUCGAUUUAAAUAUAAUAAAGAAUGAAGACGUACAACCUCGAAUAUAUACACCAGGAGAGGAGAUUUCUAGUCAGCCUGACUUCUUAAGAGGACAUGGAACAUACGUGGAUGAUGAAAACACAUUACGCGCAUCUGUAGCUGGCGUUUUAGAAAAAGUAAAUAAACUUAUUUCAAUAAGACCUUUGAAAGCACGUUAUCAGGGUGAAAUAGGAGAUGUAGUUGUUGGUCGUAUAACCGAGGUACAACAGAGGCGAUGGAAAGUCGACACAAAUUCCAAACUUGAUUCUGUAUUAUUGCUGUCUAGUGUUAAUUUACCUGGUGGUGAAUUGAGGAGAAGAUCUGCAGAAGAUGAACAAACUAUGAGAAGAUAUCUCCAGGAAGGAGAUUUAAUUUGUGCAGAAGUACAAAGUACUUUUGUAGAUGGUUCGCUCUCAUUGCACACUAGGGUCUUAAAGUAUGGUAAAUUGUCUCAGGGUAUAAUGUUGAAAGUAUCACCGGCUCUUAUAAAAAGAAAGAAAACUCAUUUUCAUAAUUUGGCAAAUGGUGCAAGUCUGAUAUUAGGAAAUAAUGGUUAUAUAUGGAUUGGAGCUAGUAAGAAAGAUACUGAUAGAUCAGAAGGUGGUUUCACGCAGGAUUUGUCAAGGAUUCCUCAAGCGAACCGCGAAGUUUGUGCAAGAUUGCGUAAUUGUAUUUUAAUCUUAGCACAAUGUAAUGUCCAACUUACAGAUACAUCUGUUACAUACGCUUAUGAAGAAUCUAUGAGAUAUAAAGUAAAUCAAUUGUUACAUCAAAGGAACAUGGAUGCAUGUUUUACUGCAUUUGAUAAAGAUGGAGACGGAUAUUUGUCGAUUACGGAAUUUGAAUUCAUUUGUCGUGCACUAUUUCGUAAUGAUCGUGGGAAAAUUUAUAACGUUGAUGAAAAUCAAUUGAAGGAAAUGUAUUCUAUAUUUGAUUUGAACGGAGAUGGAAAAAUUGACAGAGAAGAAUUUGAGAUAUGCUGGAAUCGAUGGAUUAAAACAUGCACUCGUCCAAAAAGCGCCUUUUUAAUUGUGGAUGUACAAAACGAUUUCAUAACAGGUUCUCUAAAUAUUAAGCAAUGUGCUGCCCAGCAUGAUGGUUCAGAAGUAAUUGAACCAAUUAAUCGUUUAUUAGAAAUUGUACAAUUUGAUGCAGUGUUUUAUUCUCUUGAUUGGCACCCUAUGGAUCACGUAUCUUUUAUUGAUAAUUUACAUCUAAGAGAUGUUGACCCUAGUAGCGGAAUCUCAAAAGAAGCAGCACAAGUUUAUGAUACUAUAACAUUUAGAGGUCCACCAUUGUUAAAGCAACGUCUUUGGCCGCGUCAUUGCAUUCAAGACUCUUGGGGUGCUGAACUUCAUAAAGAUCUGAAAAUCGUAGACAAUGCAAUUAAAAUAUACAAAGGAACUAAUCCAGAAGUAGACUCAUAUUCCGUUUUUUGGGAUAAUAAAAAGAUGAUGGAAACAAGCCUAUCUUCACAAUUACAAGAAAAGGGCGCGACAGACAUAUAUAUCUGUGGAUUGGCCUAUGAUGUUUGCGUCGGGGCUACUGCAGUAGAUGCACUUACAAACGGUUAUCGGACUAUUCUCAUCGAUGACUGUAGUCGUGGAGUAGACCUUGUUGACAUUGAAAAAACUAAAGCUACUGUUAUAGCUGAUAAUGGCGUAAUUGUAAAUUCAAGUCAAGUGAAAGCAAUGGUCGAAGGAAAAGAUCGCCGACCAGAACUUGGAUAUAAAUUAGCUUUAGAAAUUAAACGAAAAUUGAAUUUUGUAGAUGAUGAUAAUCAAUAAUUUUAUUUUCUUAUGUAAAUUGUUAAUUAGUAUGAAAGCUUGUGAAACGAAUAUUAGAUAAAUUAAUGCAAUAUUUUAUAUCAGAGAUUUUGCUUCUUUGAGAAUCAUAUUUAUCUAUAAAAUGCUUGAGAAUAAAUUAUUUUCUGCAUUAAA
Messenger RNA from Bombus terrestris (buff-tailed bumblebee), 2007 nucleotides. RefSeq lists its product as uncharacterized. Bases 1 to 1854 code for a protein of 617 amino acids. The record is from RefSeq and is a predicted model, not a curated record. Gene Ontology annotation, molecular function: RNA binding; calcium ion binding. The transcript has 6 exons. NCBI's taxonomy places the organism in Eukaryota, Metazoa, Arthropoda, Insecta, Hymenoptera, Apidae.